AUGAAAGUGAAUGAAUCUGGCAGGACUAAGCUAGCCGAAAAAAAAUACACAAAAACAAAACAACAUAGCGAAGCAACAUUGACAUCGGCCAAAAUAAUCUUCUUGUUCUUGAAGGAGACUGAAAAAAAUUCACAAAAAGCACAAAGUAAAAGUUUAGCGAAGAGUUCAAAUACGUGUGGUCAUCGUUGAUUGAUGAGUGCAAAGUUUCCCCAAUUAUUUUCUUUCCGCACCAUACGAAAGCUAUUUUCGUCUCUCUCACCAUUUGCAGUGAUGGUGCGAUACUUUGCAAAUCCCUUUGAAGACUUCAGCUCGUCCAAUGUUGCAGAAAUAAACCAGCAUGACAUAAAAAAACAAAUAGACGCUCAUAUAUCGAAUAUCACCAAACGUUUACAGCCAUCGCGCAAGAAUGUUGACGGUGGAUUGUACGUCGGAAUUACCGGCGUUGCUUAUAUGUUUUACUAUUUGUCUAAAAACCCCCUGUUGUCAGAGCACAAAGCGAUGUACCUCCAGAAGGGGAUCGAGUACCUAAAGCCUGCUAUGGAGACAUCUGCGGGCGACAAAACAUCGUUUUUACUCGGCGACGCGGGCACAUACGCCCUGGCUACAGUGUUAUAUAAAGAAGCUGGCGAUGACGAGUUCCACGAGUCACUAAAAGCCUACAAGUCACUAUACAACUCAUACUUGCAUCCCAAGUUCCUGAAAUGUGGUGGCGACGAGUUCUUUGUGGGCCGAUCGGGCUACCUCGCUGGUGCACUGUGGAUCAGUCGCGAGCUCAAAAUGAAUGUCUUUUCUCAUGCUGAAUUGUACAAAAUUUGUGAUAUGAUUCUUUCCAAUGGAAGGGAAUAUGCAAAGAAGCACAGGAGCCCAUGUCCUCUAAUGUAUCAUUAUUAUAAUACUGAAUAUCUGGGAGCAGCACAUGGAAUUAGCUUCAUUUUGCAAAUGCUCAUGACCGUUCCUGGCUAUCUAGACGAGAAUAAGUCUGCAGCACAAGAUGUCAAAGUAUCUUUGGACUACAUCGCCUCUUUGCAGACUGAUGAAGGUAACUGGCCUUGCUGCUUAGAAGAGAUAGGGCUAAGUGACCAUAAGUUGGUACAUUGGUGUCAUGGAGCUCCUGGUACUGUUUACCUCAUGGCUAAGGCAUACAAAACAUUUAAAGAUGAAAGGUACUUAAAUGCAUGUAUCAAUGCUGGUGAGGUUGUAUGGAACAAAGGGCUGCUCCGAAAAGGUCCUGGAAUAUGUCACGGUGUAGCUGGCAAUGGAUAUGUUUUUUUGCUCCUACACAGGCUGACUGGAAAUGAUAAGCAUUUGUUUAGAGCAAAGAUGUUUGCAGAUUUUAUGAACACAGAUGAAUUUGUCCGAGAGGCACGUUUACCUGACAACCCAGAGAGUCUUUAUGAAGGCACUGCUGGUACUGUAUGUUACUUGUCAGAUUUGUUGAUACCUGAUAAGGCAGAAUUUCCGUUCCAAGAUGUUUUUACUGUGUAUGACUUCUAAUAUCUAUUAUAGAAUAUUUUCUUAGGAACAUCCUGUUGAACUUGUGUAAUUUUGCAAUUUAUUCUUAGUAUUUUUCCUUUAGGCAAACAUUUGUUACAGUGUUUAUCUGUAAUUUUGUAAUCAUCAUGUCAACCAUUCUGCAUACAUAAGUCUGUUGACAGUAAUGAUUCACCAAUUACAAUUAGCAU
Molecule: messenger RNA, 1682 nt
Organism: Hyposmocoma kahamanoa
Lineage: Eukaryota; Metazoa; Arthropoda; Insecta; Lepidoptera; Cosmopterigidae
Product: lanC-like protein 3
Exons: 1
Coding region: 193-1494 (433 amino acids)
Biological process (GO): carbohydrate metabolic process; peptide modification
Cellular component (GO): plasma membrane
Source: RefSeq, a predicted model, not a curated record